GCGAGCAGUUCCGAUUAUUGUCGGACCGGACUGCCGGAAUUCGCUACCGGAAUGACGUGUAUUCCGAUGUACAAAUCGCCAGGGUUCUCCGUUGGAGGACAGCGUGGCGAGGUCAUUGUGGAGAAUGAUGGUGGUCGCAGUUCUUCGUCUAUUGGGAGGGCCAGCGACGAGUCUGCAGCUGGUGGUGAUGCCGACGGUGAAGGUCUGGAACCCUGGAAGUGCAGGGCUCGGCAAUCCAUUUGGAGGACUUGGAGGAGGCUUUGCGGUUGAAGGAGGAGACCUGGUCACUGUCAUUGAAAGUCUUGUUACAAUAUUCUGAUUCUUGGUAGCAUAAAGCUGGUGCUUUCUAUUAAACUUAUGUUCUAUUUAAUUAUUCAAUUCUUUUGGCAGCUUGGACUGUGCAUCAACUCAAUUUUACCUAUUGAAACUGAAAAGCAUUGUAAGCAAAAGUAGUUACCGUUUCCAAAAUGACAGGGUCUGUGCCUCAGCUAAAAAUACAGGAAAUGGUGGCAGUGGCUGAGAACUGGACUAUGGAUUGUCAGCACAAGAUCAUUUAAGGUCUUGUCAACUAAGAGCAUAUUUUUCCAUGGAUACUGCCUAUCCUGAAGUUCCUGUCAAGUUGAUGAAUCAUUUCCAUGCAAUGGACAGAGAACUCUAUUCAAUCCUUGUUUUUGUGCUUGAACGUGAUCCUAAGGUAUCUGUGAUUAUUAUUGCUUUAUGGAUUUGGUUAGAACAUAAUAAAAUCAAUUGUGCUGUGCAAAAAAUCUUGUCAUCAUCGUCCAUAAAAUUGAUCAAUGGGCUUGCUGAUGAAGCUGUGGCCUGCCUUAGAUGCAUCACAGAUGCCAUGUAUCUGUUCUCUUCUGAUGCAAGUGAGGUUUCACUCACUCAAAAAGUCUUGGGAAAGAAGUUGUCUCUGAAUUUCUUUCAUGAAAAUCGGGCCAAGGCAUUAGAUUGGAUCAGAGUGAUUGUGGAGGAUGUUUGUGUCAAGGAAUUGGGCGAUCUCAUGAAUUUGGCCAUGCAACAAAGGUUUGGAGGACUCAAAUUCACAGGUGAGUCAUCUCAAUCGGUGGUGCCUCCCAUGGAUCCCAAGAUACAAAGGUUCGGAGGACUCGGAUUCACAGGCGAGUCGUCUGAAUCAGUGAUGCCUCCUUUACUUAUGGAUGAACCAAAAGAAAAAAAGAAAAAUGUUUGCUACUUUUUCUAAGGGCCAUCCUGUUUUUAAAUGGGAGCUUUGGGGUUACUUCAACAGGAUGUAUGGCGACUGUGUGGAGUCCAUCUCUAUGCAGGUGGUGAAGCCCAAUGAGCAGUCACUUUUUCCCGUGAUUGUCUUCACCUCUUCGGCAAUUGUU
Ipomoea triloba (trilobed morning glory) is the source of this 1349-nucleotide messenger RNA. RefSeq lists its product as uncharacterized. Bases 587 to 1204 code for a protein of 205 amino acids. The transcript has 3 exons. The record is from RefSeq and is a predicted model, not a curated record. NCBI's taxonomy places the organism in Eukaryota, Viridiplantae, Streptophyta, Magnoliopsida, Solanales, Convolvulaceae.